Phaeodactylum tricornutum CCAP 1055/1 is the source of this 507-nucleotide messenger RNA. RefSeq lists its product with no specific name. NCBI's taxonomy places the organism in Eukaryota, Bacillariophyta, Bacillariophyceae, Surirellales, Neidiaceae. Gene Ontology annotation, molecular function: protein binding. The annotation marks the transcript as partial. The transcript is spliced from 2 exons. The record is from RefSeq and is a predicted model, not a curated record.
AACUUGAUUGGGUCUGUACCGAACGAGUUGAAAGCACUAACAAAUUUGGUGCAAUUGAACCUAGAGGGAAACUUUAUCAGCGGACCAAUCCCAACUGUUUUCGGGCAGCUGCAAAAUCUUACGGUUUUGGAUCUGGACGCCAAUUCGCUGACGGGAGCGAUCCCUGACAGCCUCUACGAUGCGGAAGGACUAUCGGAAUUGGUUAUUCUAACGUUGACCUCGAACGAUUUUUUGGGUACCAUCCCCGAUGAAUACGCAAACAUAACGGCGCUGCAAGCUGUCGCCUUCCAGUCCAACCAGAUCAACGGAACAAUCCCGUCGUUUUUGGGAGCCUUGACGGAUCUUCGGACAAUCAACUUUUUCGACAACAAUCUUGAAGGCAACAUCCCGAGAGAAUUGGGGCUGCUGUCCAACCUCGAGAACUUGUUUCUUCACUUUAACUUUCUGAGCGGCACCAUGCCGAGUGAGAUCUGCGCACUGCGCCAGUUGAACCUGAGACAGCUGACG